Messenger RNA from Molossus molossus (Pallas's mastiff bat), 1527 nucleotides. It is a transcript of the gene SEPTIN10, whose product is annotated as septin 10. Gene Ontology annotation, molecular function: molecular adaptor activity; GTP binding; GTPase activity. The transcript is spliced from 11 exons. Lineage: Eukaryota; Metazoa; Chordata; Mammalia; Chiroptera; Molossidae. Gene Ontology annotation, cellular component: septin ring; septin complex; microtubule cytoskeleton. Bases 93 to 1454 code for a protein of 453 amino acids. The record is from RefSeq and is a predicted model, not a curated record. Gene Ontology annotation, biological process: cytoskeleton-dependent cytokinesis.
CAGCCCUUCCCUCUCCCCUGGCUCCCUCCGCCGGGACGCGCUGCUCGGGGCCGGGGCUGAGACCGCCGUCCGCUCCGCUGCCGCCCGGCACCAUGACCUCCGAGGACACGCGGCCCCCGCUCUUCCCGUCUCACAUGACAGCAAAAUCGUGUAUGUCAUCCCAAGUGUUUGACCAUGAACAGAGACAGCAAAGAGAAAAUCCUCGUUCCUUAACUAUGUCUGGCCACGUUGGUUUUGAGAGUUUGCCCGAUCAGCUGGUCAACAGAUCCAUCCAGCAAGGCUUCUGUUUCAAUGUUCUCUGUGUGGGGGAGACUGGAAUCGGGAAAUCAACACUGAUUGAUACAUUGUUCAAUACUAAUUUUGAAGACCAGGAAUCCUCCCAUUUUUGUUCACACGUUAGACUUAAAGCUCAGACCUAUGAGCUCCAGGAGAGUAAUGUUCGGCUGAAACUGACCAUCGUGAAUACAGUGGGCUUUGGUGACCAGAUAAACAAAGAGGAGAGCUACCAGCCAAUAGUGGACUACAUCGAUGCGCAGUUCGAGGCCUACCUCCAAGAGGAACUGAAGAUCAAGCGGUCCCUGUUUAACUACCACGAUUCCCGUGUCCACGUGUGCCUGUACUUCAUCUCGCCCACAGGCCACUCUCUGAAGACCCUGGACCUCUUGACCAUGAAGAGCCUCGACAGCAAGGUGAACAUUAUACCAGUGAUCGCCAAAGCAGAUGCCAUUUCUAAAACUGAAUUGCAGAAGUUUAAGAUCAAGCUCAUGAGUGAACUGGUCAGCAACGGCGUCCAGAUUUACCAGUUCCCAACAGAUGACGAAACUGUGGCGAAGAUCAACGCCUCCAUGAAUGGACACUUGCCAUUUGCUGUUGUAGGCAGCAUGGACGAGGUGAAAGUUGGGAAUAAGAUGGUCAAAGCUCGCCAGUACCCUUGGGGUGUCGUGCAAGUGGAAAACGAGAACCACUGUGACUUUGUGAAGCUCCGGGAGAUGCUCAUCUGCACGAACAUGGAGGACCUGCGGGAGCAGACGCACACGCGGCACUACGAGCUGUACCGGCGCUGCAAGCUGGCGGAGAUGGGCUUCAGUGACGUGGGCCCCGGGGACAAGCCGCUCAGUCUUCAGGAGACCUACGAAGCCAAAAGACACGAGUUCUAUGGGGAGCGUCAGAGGAAGGAAGAAGAGAUGAAGCAGAUGUUCGUGCAGCGGGUGAAGGAGAAAGAGGCCAUCCUGAAAGAAGCCGAGAGAGAGCUACAGGCCAAAUUCGAGCACCUCAAACGAGCUCACCAGGAGGAGAGAGUGAAGCUUGAAGAGAAGAGAAGACUUUUGGAAGAAGAAAUUGUCUCUUUCUCUAAAAAGAAAGCUACCUCUGACAUCUACCAGAACCAGACCUUCCUGGCCUCGGGCAGCAACCUGAAGAAGGACAAGGACCGGAAGAACUCCAAUUUUAUGUAAAACAAAAGUUCCAGUUCACAGAAGGUCAUCACAAGCAAACGCUAUUAAAACGUUAGAAGUAUGCUGUGGUUUU